UCUUUUGGCCCAUUUUGAGCAACUUUAAGUCACUAUGCCAAGGUCCUUGUUUUGAUAAUUAUUUUCAUUCUAUAGGUUAAAUCAUUCAGUGAUGAGGAAGAUGGCUCUAAAGUGUUACUGUAUUCAAACGGAACAAAGAAAGUUGUGUCUCCUAAUGGACUCACUUCAACCAUGUACUUCUUCAAUGGAGACAUCAAGAGAACUCAGGAAGAUGGAGACGUGAUUUAUUAUUAUUCAAGCAGUCAAACUACUCAUACCACGAAACCUGACGGGACUGAAAUAAUCAAAUUUAAAAACGGACAGUCAGAGACCCAUCAUCGAAACGGCUCCAAGGACAUAGUAUUUCCUGAUGGUACGAUCAGGCAUGUGCUUCCCUCUGGAGAAGAGAAGAUUAAAUUCUCUGACGGCGUCACACAGAGAGUUCUAACUAAUGGAGACAAGAUCAUUGACUUCCCUGAUGGGCAGAGAGAAACCCACACAUCACUAUACAAAAGAAGAGAGUAUCCUGAUGGGACUGUGAAGACAGUGUAUCAAGAUGGCCGUCAGGAAACCCAGUAUGCUAAUGGAAGGCUAAGGAUUAAGGAUCCAGAUGGGAGAGUUAUUUUAGACAGACUACCUACAGUGUCUCCUCCUGUAAAAGCCACUCCUCAUUUGUUCUCUCAACCUUCUUGAAGCUAUGAUGUCCUUAUGAUGUCUGUGACCAGUGUUUUUACAUGCAUCAAUUAUGAACAGUCUGGUGUUUCAUUUAACCUUCUUCAUUUACUUUCCAUCUCUACUCCUUUUGUGUAUUUUUAUAUAACAUAUAAUGUGAUCAUGACAAUAAUUUAUUCUCAAAAAUAUCAGUGGAGUAGUAGACAUA
This is a messenger RNA of Amphimedon queenslandica, 859 nucleotides long. RefSeq names its product centromere protein J-like. Bases 172 to 672 code for a protein of 166 amino acids. Gene Ontology annotation, biological process: centriole elongation; cilium assembly. Gene Ontology annotation, molecular function: tubulin binding. The transcript has 4 exons. Gene Ontology annotation, cellular component: centrosome; centriole. Lineage: Eukaryota; Metazoa; Porifera; Demospongiae; Haplosclerida; Niphatidae. The record is from RefSeq and is a predicted model, not a curated record.